UUACCGGGUGCAGUUCAAACCCUGACAGGUCCUGUGACUCCUGUGUCAUCUGAAGGCGAUGCUCACGUAUUGACCUUCUUCAUGCACGACAUACUCGGGGGAUCGAACCCCUCAGCCCUGGCGGUCACUGGCAUCGUGACCAACCCUGCGGUGACCGCCCAGGUCCCCUUUGCUAAGCCUAAUGGUGCCAACAUCCCCAUCAAUACUGGGGUCCCACAGAGCAGCGGCAACUCUGGCCUCAUCAACAACAAUAACAACGUCCCCUUCCUUACUGGGCUCAGUGGGACCACUGGAAACCUUGUCCGGAACAAUGGGAAUGGCACCUUCAUCGGAGGUGGGCCCAGGUUCCCGGUCCUUAAUGGAGGGCAGCUUCCUAAAGGGAUGACCCUUCAGAAGAUGAUGUUUGGGACUAUAACCGUUGAUGACGAGCUGUCCAAAAGGCAUGAACUCGGGUCAUGCCUUGUAGGCAAAGCCCGGGGGUUCUGUGUAGCGAGCUCUGAGGAUGGGAAUAGCCAGACGACUUUGACUGCGAAGUUUGAGAGUGGAGGUUAUGUGGAUAGUAUCGGCUUCUUCGGGAUCCACAGAACUGUUGUCUCAGAGUCACAGCUCGCGAUUAUGGGAGGGACUGGAAAGUAUGUGAAUGUCACAGGGUUUGCUACCAUUAAGACGUUCCCUGCCCCGAACCAGCAAGAGACUAAUUAA
Punica granatum (pomegranate) is the source of this 702-nucleotide messenger RNA. The record is from RefSeq and is a predicted model, not a curated record. NCBI's taxonomy places the organism in Eukaryota, Viridiplantae, Streptophyta, Magnoliopsida, Myrtales, Lythraceae.